AUGGAGUUUCCGCAAGCUAUAGCCGUUGGAUAUGCUGCCCCUCAGGUCAAACUUGGUAAAACCACGCUCGUCGGCAGGGACAUUACCGAGCUGAAGUUGGAUUUCUUUGGAGGGAUUCCGUUUGCUGAACCACCCUUGGGCAAGUUGCGACUGAAACCACCCGUGUUAAAAACAAAGCUGGACGAGAAAACAUUCGACGCCAGUAACUUCGGUAAAGGUUGCUUUCAACAGAGCAGCUCUGUAACCGAAUUCUCUGAAGACUGUCUAACCAUCAACGUAUACCGUCCAUCGGGACUUAAAUCAAAUGCAAAGCUUCCCAUCUUGUUCUGGACAUACGGAGGAGGAUUUGAUGCUGGGGAAGCCUCUAUCUACAACGGGAGUGCUAUCGUCGCCCAGAGUGUCGCUCGGGGUACACCUCUCAUCUACGUGAAUUAUAAUUAUCGCCUCGGACCUCUUGGAUUUCCUCAGGGGCAGGAAGCUGACGAUCGCGGUGCCCUAAAUUUGGCAUUGAGAGAUCAGUUGACGGCAUUGGAAUGGGUACAGGCAAACAUCCAUUUCUUUGGAGGUGACAAGUCGAAGGUUACUGUCUUUGGUGAAAGUGCCGGUGCAAUCAUGACUGCGAUUCUAUUUUUGAAUUCUCCCUUGGAUAAAUUGGCAAGAGCAGCAAUCUUCGAAUCAGGAUCUGCUGCGACUCCUCAAGAGUUUAACGCGGAACGUCGUGAAAUAGACUGGCAAAACUUUGUGGCUGGGGUACCAUCUUGCGCGUCUCUUGCUACGAGUGGGAAUACAUUUGACUGUAUUCAAGCUGCCAAUUCCACAGAAAUUUUCUCAGGCGUCAUUAACGGUCUUACGAAAGCCAACGAAGCCUUUGGAUAUGAUCCUACGUUUGACGGCCCGAACGGUCUCUUCCCAGAUAUUGCUUCCAAAUUUCUUUCCUCAGGACAUUUCGCUCGUCUGCCAUUCAUAACUGGUACAAAUCUUGAUGAAGGUGCUGUAUUCACCCCAACAACUAUUCAGUCCGCGGCCGAUAUCGAAGCUUUCUUGGUUGCUGGAUACUCGCCUCUUGCAGUCAGCCCAGCUGCUUUCGAAUCCACCGUCGCGAAACUGUUGGAGUUAUACCCUGAUGACCCUGCCCUCGGGUCCCCAUUCAACACUGGCAAUCAGACAUUUGGUUUAAAUUCCAACUUCAAGCGGGCAGCAGCCCUAUUUGGUGAUCUCGCUUUCCAAGGCCAGCGCAGAGCCUGGAUACAAGCCGCAAGCCGCGUAGGGGUGAAGACAUUCGGAUAUCUUUUUACUCAACCACAGCCAAACAGCGGCCCCUUUGGUGUCUUCCAUGGAUCCGAGGUUCCAUAUGUCUAUGGAGCACCGAGCGACACAUCUGCGUCCUCAUUGCGCAUCAGCAGUCUCAUGAUCGACUACUGGGUCUCAUUCGCAACGUCGCUUGACCCCAACGAUGGCCGCGGUAUCCCACGUCCACACUGGGCACAGUAUACCCCCGAGAACCAAGUCAUCAUGCAGCUCAACGGCGACAACACGACGCUCAUCCCAGACAACUAUCGGAAAGAGCAGAUCGCGUUUAUUAAUUCGGACCCUGCUGUCUUCCAUCAGCGCCGCUCUAUAAACAAGAGUUAA
Psilocybe cubensis is the source of this 1632-nucleotide messenger RNA. RefSeq lists its product as uncharacterized. The coding region runs from base 1 to 1632 and encodes 543 amino acids. The transcript has 14 exons. The record is from RefSeq and is a predicted model, not a curated record. NCBI's taxonomy places the organism in Eukaryota, Fungi, Basidiomycota, Agaricomycetes, Agaricales, Agrocybaceae.